UAACAUCAAUACAGGAGGCAUCUGAGAGAAGGCGCUCCACCAGUGCCCUUCACGCGUCCCAACCGCGCUAAAAUUCACAGAAAAGAUCCGUCAAAACGCAUCCUAUAUUCUGCGAGCUGGGUUAUUAAAGGUGCAUCUUAGUGUGCGCGCAGCGCGCGUGAGAGAAGAGGGGUCGCGCGAAGAAAGGAGAGCACCUGUGCGACGUCACUCCGCCCUACUUUACUCCGAACUCCAAGAGCGCGCUGUACUUCCUCAAACGGCUCAAUCACAGAAUAAAUCAGGCGGCUCGGAGAAAGCUCAAUUUCUUCGUGGGAGAGGCUGUGCAUGAGGGGUUGCCAUGGCCCCUUUCUUGAGAAUUGCGUUUAACGCCUUUGAUCUUGGCACAUUCUCACCAAUGGCUGAGUCACCUUUCUGCGCCGUCAAAAUGAAGGAAGCUCUGAGCACCGAGCGAGGAAAAACAUUGAUCCAGAAGAAGCCCACCAUGUAUCCUACCUGGCGAUCCACUUUUGAUGCACAUAUUUAUGAGGGACGUGUCAUACAAGUGCUGCUCAUGAGAACUGCAGAGGAACCUUUAGCUGAAGUCACAGUGGGCGUGUCCGUUUUGGCAGAGCGAUGCAAAAAGGCUAACGGUUGUGCAGAAUUUUGGGUUGAUUUGCAACCUUCUGGGAAGGUUAUGAUGUCUGUACAGUUAUUUUUGGAGGAUACAGAUACAGAAAGUCGGCAGUCAAUGGUGGUAGAAGAAGAGGCACCGACUCUUAAUCGACGUCGUGGAGCUAUUAAACAAGCUAAGAUUCACUGCAUCAAAAACCAUGAGUUCAUCGCCACCUUCUUCAGACAGCCCACCUUCUGCUCUGUCUGCAGAGAUUUCGUUUGGGGUCUCAAUAAACAAGGUUACAAGUGUCGACAAUGCAAUGCAGCGAUUCACAAGAAGUGCAUUGAUAAAAUUAUUGGAAGGUGCACAGGCACAGCAGCAAAUAGUCGAGACACUGUGUUUCAGAAAGAGCGGUUUAAGAUUGACAUGCCACAUCGGUUUAAGACUAACAACUACAUGAGUCCCACCUUUUGUGACCAUUGUGGGAGUUUGCUAUGGGGUCUCGUCAAACAGGGCCUCAAAUGUGAAGACUGUUCCAUGAAUGUCCAUCAUAAGUGUCAAACUAAAGUGGCCAACCUGUGUGGCAUCAACCAGAAACUAUUGGCAGAGGCUCUAACUCAAGUCAGUCAGAAAUCCACUAAGCGUCCGGAACCCAACAGCCAGGAUGUUGGGGUGUACCAGGAUUAUAACAAAACCCCAGGACUAGAUGUUAAUGAUGGGGCUCCUUAUGGGCUUCUGUGGGAGGGAUCGAGUCCUCGCCCACCGUCUAAAAUCACCCACCAAGCACGUAUCACUGCUGAGCAUUUUAUUUUUCAUAAAGUACUGGGCAAGGGAAGCUUUGGAAAGGUGUUUUUAGCCGAGUUAAAGGGCUCUAGUGAAUGGUUUGCAGUAAAGGCGUUGAAGAAAGACGUGGUGUUGAUUGACGACGAUAUCGAGUGCACCAUGGUAGAAAAACGUGUGCUUGCUCUCGCCUGGGACAAUCCGUUCCUUACACAUCUCUACUCCACUUUUCAGUCCAAGGAGCACUUGUUCUUUGUGAUGGAGUAUCUGAAUGGUGGAGACCUGAUGUUCCAUAUACAGGAAAAAGGCCGUUUUGACCUGUUCAGAACCACGUUCUAUGCAGCUGAAAUCGUUUGUGGCCUGCAGUUCCUCCAUUCCAAAGGCAUUAUUUAUAGGGAUCUUAAGCUGGAUAAUGUGAUGUUAGAUGGCAACGGACACAUAAAAAUAGCUGAUUUUGGCAUGUGCAAGGAGAAUGUGUUCGGGGAGAAUCGGGCCACAACGUUCUGUGGAACUCCAGAUUAUAUUGCUCCUGAGAUUCUGCUGGGUCAGCAGUACACGUUCUCUGUAGACUGGUGGUCAUUUGGCGUUCUGGUGUAUGAGAUGCUGAUUGGUCAAUCUCCAUUCCACGGCGAUGAUGAGGACGAGCUGUUUGAAUCGAUCCGAAUGGAUACACCUCAUUAUCCACGCUGGAUCACAGCGGAUACAAGAGACAUGCUGGAAAGGCUCUUUGAGCGUGACCCAUCACGCCGAUUAGGGAUUGUGGGAAAUGUACGAACCCAAUCGUUCUUUAAGACUGUCAAUUGGUCUGCUCUGGAAAGGAGAGAAGUUGACCCACCCUUCAAACCAAAAGUGAAAGCUCCAAAUGACUGCAGUAACUUCGACCGUGAGUUUUUAAGCGAGAAACCCCGUCUCUCACACUGCGAGAAAGGUCUGAUUGAUUCCAUGGACCAGAGUGCUUUCGCUGGCUUUUCAUUCAUAAAUCCAAGAAUGGAGCAUCUUCUGAAAAAGUGAAAAAUGUACAGUUUUGAUCAAGAUAAGAUCUAGUAUGAUCCUGUCAUUAUAAUAUUCAGUCAGAUUAUUGUUGUUAUACCCAAACCAACAAGGAGCACUCCUGCAAAUCUUCAUAAAGGUAAUAGUUGAAAGACAUAAAAGCUGCCCAGUCAUCUGUUAAUGGGGCCUGUUAAAACGAUAUGAAUUUCAAGCCUGUAUGGUCUCCUUACAUUGUGUCAGUGAGAUUGCAUUUCUGUUGGAUUUCAGGGUGCCCCAAUCUUGGUGCAAUUUUUAACUUGUCCUUGCAAAGUUAGGAUGUCAAGAAUUAACUUAUAUAGGUCGUAGUACAAACUUUAGUACAACUAGAAAUGCAUGAACAGUGCUGUUUGUUCAUUCUGGGAGAAAAGCUGUUCAAAGAAGUGUAAAAAAAUAAAACCAAUAAGGUCAGAUUAUAUACAAGUAUUGUUUAAAUCAACAUCUGCAUGCUACAACUAUGGUGUAUGUUUCUGCUAUGAUGUGUGUCGGUUCCAGAUGUGUGUGUGUGUGUGUACAUAAUUAAAUUUGUGCAACCAGAAUUUGUAUUGCAAUAGUAUUAAAUAAUAAAUAUAUUGUAUUUUAAUUAGUAUGGAAAAAGUCUGUGGUACAGAGGUAUUGCUAUCCUUGCAAUAGUGUGUCAUGUGUUUGAUGUUUUAGUGUGUAUAUUGUUGUUUUUAAGAUUUUUUUAAUAAAAUGUACUUAAGAAA
Messenger RNA from Triplophysa rosa, 3105 nucleotides. It is a transcript of the gene prkcda, whose product is annotated as protein kinase C, delta a. The coding region runs from base 338 to 2383 and encodes 681 amino acids. Gene Ontology annotation, biological process: protein phosphorylation. Gene Ontology annotation, molecular function: diacylglycerol-dependent serine/threonine kinase activity; ATP binding. Lineage: Eukaryota; Metazoa; Chordata; Actinopteri; Cypriniformes; Nemacheilidae. The transcript is spliced from 18 exons. The record is from RefSeq and is a predicted model, not a curated record.